Messenger RNA from Anthostomella pinea, 813 nucleotides. The record is from the annotation of a GenBank genome assembly. NCBI's taxonomy places the organism in Eukaryota, Fungi, Ascomycota, Sordariomycetes, Xylariales, Xylariaceae.
AUGAUAACCCAGGACGAGGUACAAGGAAAAGAGUUCGCCUUCGAAUAUCCUUACGGAAGCGAAGUCAUUCGAGUUACUCGCUGUUCCCUGUUCCCGGACUUCCGAACUACGGAGAGUCCCUGGACGGCGUUGUUCAAGAUAGACAAGCAUUGGACAAAGGAACUCGAGCACUUGCAACGGGGUUGUACCAGCAUAUCACGACGAGAGCUGAUGGACAAUGCAUCGAUAGUCCAAAACGCGGACUACAAAAGGGCAUCCGCCAACAGCAGUGGCUACUUGGGGAAGAGCGACCGGACUUCCAAUCCAAGACCUGCUAACCCAUUUGAUUCCCCUUCGAGAGUAGGACGUUCAUCACAGACAGGGGGUCCUUCUCGAGCCGGCAUGGGAUACGAUCCAUAUCCACACCCAAGUCUGCGGCCGUACGCGAAAUUCUCGUACACCCAGCAUACACAACAGGCUGCCCAUCAGCCUCAGCCCAUACAGCUGGAACCAGCUCCCCAGUUCCCUCCGUCACCACGUUGGCACCCGGUUUCACCUCGGGGCUCCCAUAUCCCCAUGAGUCUUGGCUAUGCCAGGAUUCCUACACAUGGCUUGCCCAUCUUCCCACCAACAGGACCUAUCCCCCCAGCACAGGCUAGACGCAGGACUUCGCCAACUCCUUCUCGGAACGAUGGAAGAGAAACUCCUUCAGGACCAGGACGCCCCUCGUCGGCAACAAGUACCAACGACAGCAUGCCAAACUGGGUCCUAUGGCGAGAUGUCGACCAUGAGGACUACCGUGAUGAAAGGGAGAUCAAGAGCGAGCCGCCCUAG